Messenger RNA from Orbilia oligospora ATCC 24927, 828 nucleotides. RefSeq lists its product as uncharacterized. The coding region runs from base 1 to 828 and encodes 275 amino acids. The record is from RefSeq and is a predicted model, not a curated record. Lineage: Eukaryota; Fungi; Ascomycota; Orbiliomycetes; Orbiliales; Orbiliaceae. The transcript has 10 exons. Gene Ontology annotation, biological process: mitochondrial citrate transmembrane transport.
AUGUCAGCAGCUACAAUGAAAGAGAAGCCUAGUGCUCUAAGAUCUAUCAUCGCUGGGGCAACAGCUGGAGCCAUUGAAAUUGCCGUCACCUAUCCUGCAGAAUUUGCAAAGGUUCGCACACAGCUAAAUAAGCGGCUCCCCGACGGGCAAAAGCUUCCCUGGCCACCGUUCGGACGUCAGUGGUAUACGGGAUGCACAACGAAUAUUGCUGGCAACUCAUUUAAGGCUGCUGUUCGAUUUUUGGCAUUUGAUACCUUUAAAAGCCUGCUGUCAGAUGAAAAUGGCAAUAUAUCAGGACCUCGAACUGUCCUUGCCGGACUCGGAGCUGGUAUUUCCGAGUCCGUGCUCGCCGUGACGCCCUCUGAGAGCGUUAAGGUUAAAUUGAUUGACGACAAAAAAAGUCCAAAUCCUAGGAUGAGAGGUCUCAUACAUGGCACUGGUGUCAUAAUACGGGAGCAGGGCCCUCGAGCCCUUUUCAAUGGUCUUCUUCCGACGACCGUACGACAAGCGUCUAGUUCGGCAGUACGAUUUGGGUCAUACAUGACGAUGAAGCAGCUAGCUCAGAGUUAUAUACCCCCAGGAGAAAAGCUCGGCUCCGCUGCAACCUUUGGCAUCGGUGCUAUGGCCGGAACUAUCACCGUGUACGUGACUAUGCCAAUUGAUGUAGUCAAAUCAAGAAUGCAGUCUCUACACGCUAGUCAGUACAGGAACUCGAUAGAGUGCUUUUAUCGAAUUGCGACUGAGGAGGGAGUACGGGCACUGUGGUCCGGGGCACUGCCAAGGCUUGCAAGAUUAAUGAUGAGUGGAGGAAUCGUCUUUACCCUGUAA